GCCGACCACUUCGAGACAGCCACUGGCGACAAUGAAGUUCCUGAGAAGGACUUGAUGGAUAUGUUGACCUCACUGAACGAAAUUGUUGUGAGUGCGGACAAAGAGCACAAGGCUUUUGAAAAGCUUUCCAGUGCACGUGGGACUGCCUGCCAGUCGACCGAGACGAGUCUCCAACAGUCCAUCUCCGAGGGAAGUCAGUCUAUCAAGACCGCACAAGUCGAGCUGUCGAAAGCCAUGAGCGAGGUUGAGUCCAUCCAGGGAGAUGUGACUGAGCUGAAGUCUCAAGUCAAGACAGUUGAGGAUGAGGUUGCUGCUCUUCAGAAGCAACUUGCUAAUCUACGAACGGAACGUCAAGCGGCUGUUGCCCGCGACUCUGGCUACACUCGGGAAGUGAAGGCCAUCCUGAGCAAGGCCAAGCAAAGAAUAGAUCAGGUCUGGUCAAGGAGCGGUGCCCACAAGCUGGACGAGGCGGCCGAGCUUCUGCAGGGAGACAGCAAGGACAGCGACCAGGGUAGAGAGGGCAGCGAGGAGGGAGAAGCCACGGUGAUGGGCAGCGCGCGGCCGCCACUGCCGGGCUUCUCUGCCAAGACCGAGCGAUGGGUGAUGGAGCUAAUUUACGGCAGGCGCUGCGAAGCAGAGGAGAAGUACCUCAAGGAGCGGCGCGAGAACGUGCCGAUCACAAAGGUCCCGCUGAUGAAAGCGAAAGGCUUUAAAGCCACCAGAAACCAAACCUAUAUUGACAUCCGGCCGGCCACUCCAUCAGUGGCCAGCAACAUGAGCCGAAGGAGCAGGGCCUCCUUCACUGGUCGGAGCAUCUGCAGCCAGCCGAGACGAGACCUCAGCCGGCACGCGAGUCUCGGAGAGCUAAAGUCCCAAAGAGCUGAGCCCAUCCAGGAGGUGGAUGAGAGGCACGAAGCCGAUGCUGGCCAGCCCGAGCCGGACCUCACGGAGCAAAGAGAGCCCAAGAGCUUCGUCCUGCCGAAAUAUGCUUUGGCGAAAUACACGAUGAAGCACAUGUAUUUGGCCGAGUGCGGCACGCGCAGCACCAGCAUGCAGAACCUUCGAAGCGUCAUCAAGCCCGCGCACAAUGUUCGCAGCACAGCUGCGAGCUUCUUCCAGCAGCCAGGAAGGUGA
Symbiodinium necroappetens is the source of this 1134-nucleotide messenger RNA. NCBI's taxonomy places the organism in Eukaryota, Dinophyceae, Suessiales, Symbiodiniaceae. The record is from the annotation of a GenBank genome assembly.